AUGUCCCAAUCACCCGAACUGCCUAAAACAACCAACGGUGACAAUGAAUACGUUCACAUACGCUGUCUCAUCGCCAAUAUACACAAACCGAGAAAUGUGUCGAGGCCCCCGGUGUCCGAGUCGCCGCUGGAGGUAGUUAAAGAGUCACCGACGUCUUCUGAUGCAGAUCCCAGCUGCUCCGAGUCCGAUAUCUCCGAGAGGUCGGAGACAUCAAAUGUGAACGAUACAAACAACACUGAAGAAGCUCCUCCGAGGAGAGCUAAGAGCAACAGUUUCGCUGGUGCUAUGCUCGCUCCUCCGAUGUUCAACAAGAAGCGGAGGCCGUCCUUCCUUCACCUCACCGUCGGUGGUGGGAACGAGCACUCUGGGCCUUUGUCAGCAGGGUCACACUUCAACGUGCCCCGCUUCACUGUCACAGCACCACCCGGGGAGCAUCGCCGUUUCAGUCAUGGCUUCCCGUUCCAUGGCUUUGCUCUUCGACGUCAUUCCAAUACGAGCCUUCACCGCACCGAGUCGAUGGUGUCCCUGGCUUGCUUCAAGACGCUCUCUCAGCUGGUCAACACAGAUGGGAACGAGUUGCAGAACUUCCUAUCAUCUAACAGAAACAUAAACGUCGACGACAAAGACGAUAAUGGUACCACCGCGCUUAUGGUUGCGAGUGAGUGCGGGCGGCUGUCGGCGGUGCGUUUGUUACUGGGUUCAGGUUCGGACGCGUGUGCAGCUGAUGGUGAUGGAUGGACGAGCCUCGCGUUCGCAGCCAGGGGAGGGCACCUGGCCGUGGUGCAGGAACUUAUUGACGCUGGCGCCGUCAUCGAUAGCAGGGAUUGUGGAGGAUGGACGCCUCUCAUGUGGGCUUCAUACAAAGGUCACGAAGAAAUCGUCGUAUUGCUUUUGGAAAAAGGCGCCGACGUACACGCACAUGGCAACUACAAUAUAAAUUCUUUAGUAUGGGCAGCUGGUCGACGUCAUAGUGGCGUGGUGACUCGCUUAUUAUCAGCGGGUGCUCGUCCCAAUUCCUGCGACAAGUACGCCACAUCAGCCCUCACAUGGGCAGCCCGGGCCGGAGACACGGCUUCAUGCGCCGCGCUCCUACGAGCUGGGGCCGACCCUAACACAGCUGGCAUGUACUGUUGGACACCAUUACUACAAGCUACUCACGGUAACCACUUCGAAAUAGUCCAAAUGUUGCUGGAACACAAACCCAACGUGAACGCGUUGGAUAAGGAUGGUUGCACAGCGCUAGCUAUAGCUUGUAAAGAAGGAUAUUAUGAUAUCGCAUUGGCCUUAAUAAACACUGGGGCGUAUAUUAACGUGCAGGAUCACUCAAAGGACACGCCCCUUAUAUACGCUGUGAAGGGUGGAUAUAAGAACAUAGUAGAGGCUUUGUUGAAGAAGCAUGUAGAUGUUGACCUGCCAGGGAAGGAGAAGAAGACACCGGUGUAUACAGCAGUGGAGAAAGGUCACGUCGCCAUAUUGAAACUCCUGCUGGCUUCAAAUCCUGAUUUGGAACAUUGCACCACCAAGGUUGGCAGUGAAUACGGUGACACGGCCCUUCUACGUGCUGUUCGGUCCCGGAACGCAGAAAUGGUGGCUUUGUUACUAGAGAGACGAGCCCGUGUCGCAGCCGCUGAUAACAGGGGAGAUACAGCGCUACACGUCGCUAUGAGGGCUCGGUCAAAGCAAAUUGUUGAAAUCCUCUUGCGGAACCCAAAGAACAGCCAGCUCUUAUACAAACCGAAUAAAAUGAACGAAACUCCAUACAACAUAGAUAUGAGUUACAACAAGACGAUAUUGGGUCAAAUAUUUGGAGCUCGUAAACUAAACACCAACGAGGAUAAUGAGAAUAUGCUGGGAUACGAACUGUAUAGCGCGGCGUUGGCUGAUAUGCUCUCAGAACCGAGUCUCUCAGUACCCAUCACUGUGGGGCUCUACGCUAGAUGGGGUUCAGGGAAGUCAUUUCUGCUUAAUAAACUUAAAGAGGAGAUGAAGAACUUCGCUCGUCAGUGGAGCGAGACGGGCUGGUCGUGGUCGUGGGCGGUGUGGUGGGGCGCGUGGCACGCGUCGCUGGCGGUGGCCGCGUGUUCUUCUAUGGCGGGCGCUCCCGCUCACGUGGCGCUCGCGCUGUUGUUCUCGCUUUUCGCUGCCAUGUACCUCGGCUUCUAUCUGUUGUGGUACUUAGGGAAUAGAUACGAGUGGUGGUGGGCGGGCGGUAUGGUUGCUGCGUUAGGCCGGCGAUUCAGUUCUUUACUGUUGCUCCUACAAGUUGUUUUCUGUCACCCGCCUGGCCCCAAUGACCCUCGAGCGUUACCCGCAACGCCUAUCAGAUUUCACUUUACAGAGGGUAUGAAGAGUGGUCCGGGCCAGGAGGGCGAGGCUAUGGUUGUACAAAUGUUGGGGAGUCUCGCGGAGGCGUUGGAGUGUCAGUAUGGAAGAGUGUGUACCAGACUGGCGAGGGCGUUCAGACCGAGACCACUGUCAUCGACGUCAGGGUGGAAAUGGCGGAAGGCGUGUUGUAUUCCACAUAUAAUAACAUUCGAGCUGAGCUUCAUAUGUGUUUUACUCGGUGUGUGUGUGCUGGUGUUGUAUCUGACUGACCCUGAGGAAGAUCCAAGUCGUCGUGACGUCCGUCAGGGUGUAAUGGUAGGUGCGUGCGCAGCGGCGGGUGCAGUGCUCCUCGCAAACCUGUACGCGGGAGCACGUGCUCUAGCGGCGCUUGCUUUACCGCCUCGAGCAAGACUCGCACGUGCUUUGAAAAGGGAUCACGCUCACACCGUCGCGUUAAGGCCGGAGGUUCAGGCACUCACUCACACCGUGUCGUGUUUGGACGCGUUCACCGGUCAGCAGACCCGGCUGGUAGUAGUAGUGGAUGCUCUGGACAGCUGUGAGCAAGAAAAGGUUCUUGCGCUACUGAACGCUGUACACGCGUUGUGUUCAGACCCUCGCAGCCCCUUUAUACUACUCCUGGCUAUCGACCCGCACAUCAUCAGCAAGGUUGCUUGGAUGGAGGCGGUAGAGAUAAACAGUCGUCGAGCGUUCUCUGAGAGUAACAUCGGUGGUUGGGACUAUCUUCGUAACAUGGUCCAACUGCCCUUCUACCUACAAAACUCAGCUCUGAGGAGGGUGAAGGUGGCUCAGCAGACUGCUGCUAGACGGAUGCAGGCGCUAGCUGUAGACGACUUCAGUACAUCGUUACAGAGAUCCGUAUCAGCCCGUCGGUUGUCGUCUACAUCAGAGUUGAUGUCCAGUCAGGAGCGUAUCAAGGGUCGCGGGGAGGUACGGGGAGAGGGGGGCCGGGGUCGUCUCCGUCCCUCGGAGUCCGUGGCGUCGUCAGUAGCGUCAGGUCUGCACCGGCCGGCCCCCGCCCCCGCGGGUGCUGCGGACCUGGGCCGGGUGCUGCUCACUGACGAUUACUUCAGUGACGUCAACCCCAGGAGUAUGAGGCGGCUCAUGAACGUGCUUUACGUCACUGGUCGUCUCCUGAAAGCUUUCCAAAUAGAGUUCAACUGGUACCAGCUCGCGUCGUGGGUGAACCUCACAGAACAAUGGCCCUUCAGAACCUCUUGGAUCAUCUAUCAUCAUGAAACAUAUGAAGAACACAUCGAGGAUUCCACUUCACUCAAACACAUCUAUGACAAAGUUAAACCUUCAAUGGGCGGUCUUCGUGAGGCCAGUACAUUGAUCGAGUUGGAUCGUGAUGAGCGUAAACUAGAAGUGUUCCUGAGCUUCCACCGGUCCACACUCACCGCCGCUGAUCUCAAGAUAUUUUUACCGUUCACUAUCAACUUAGAUCCCUACAUCAAGAAAGUUAUUAAAGAGGAGCACGCGCAGGCCGGUGUUGAAGAAGACCUGGGGGCUAGCGGGGCAGCCUCCAUGUACGCGAGCAACAGAACACAGCAGGCUAAACCCUUCCACAAGAAACAGCAGAAAAUCGUGGCUCAGCCCGUCCUGUCUGGUACACAGCAGUGGUCGAACUGGAACCACUCCGCGCCGCAGCCACAGCCGCAGACAUACGUCCAAGAAGCAUCACAAUCACAACCGAUGGCCAUCAACCCCGUCGUGUUACUCAAAACUGCAUUCCCUGGACUAGGCGACGUAUCAACACUACGUCUAUCAACGAUGAGUACGGAGCGUGUGUGCGGUCUGUGUCGCGUGGCGCUGGGCGGGGUGGUGGGGGGUGCGGGAGGGGGCAGCACGGCCGCCGCCGCGCUCAUGAAGCACAGGGUGUGCGGGCUCGUGCUCACCGUGUGUAGGCUGGACGAUCUGAAACCGUUACUAGAGUUGCCGUUCGGUGAUUGGGAGCUAUUCAAGAUGCUCAUAUUGAAUCUACGAGAGCUUGAAGCUAGUAUGCCGAUACACACGCCGGCCGUCACCGUCAUACAGGAGAAGCCAGUUGACGCGGAAAUAGAUUUAAAACAACGACCGCCCCUCGAACACCAAAGAAGUCGGCCUACUAACGUUGAGAAACAGCCUUAUGCGGAAUAUCAGGUAACUCUUGAGGAACAGAUGAUCUGUGGAGCGCUGCAGACCCUCAACGAAGAGGCCAUGGAAGACCUGCUGCAGUCGGAGCCCACAGCCGGGGCUCAACCGACCGCGGAGCGCACGCCCGCUGUCAGCUUCCGCGUGGAGAGUGACGACGACGGACACGUGUCGUUCACGUGUCGUCCGCGGUCCCGCCGGCCGCCGCGCGCCCGGCCUUCCUCGCUGCGCCUGGCCGACGAGCCCACGCCGCGCCUGGCCGCACGGUCCCUCUCCGUGGAGGACUCCCGCACCGGCCCCUCGGCCCUGCGUCACGUCAGCUCGGCCGAGCGCCUCACUCGCCUCAAGGACGAGAUCAUGUCCCGCGACAGAAGCCCGCCUCUAGUCGACGGGCCCGCGAGUGACGACGAAUCAGCGCCGCUGGUGUCCUCACCCCCGUCCACACCGGCUGCUCCCUCGACCGCGUCCCCGCCGGCCGGCUCACCGUCACCGUCACGCACGGAGCCGGUAGGCGCGCGCUCCUUGAACGUGGAUUGCGUGGACCGCAGCUCGCAGGAGAUGACGGCCAGCACGGACUUCUCGCCCCGGUCGGACCUCACGGAGGCGGAGUCUCUGCGGGGCAGCGCGGGCGACCUGGAGCUGCUGCCGGGCGGCAGGAGUAUGAACGGCCCGUCCCGCCGCGGACUGACUCGCAGCGGGAGUGACGCGUCUCUGUCACUGUCCAUGGAACCCUACAACAUGCGGGUGUUGUCGCGCGGCGUCACGGACGGCUCCCGGGGUCUGUGGCGGCAGGACGCGCUGGACUCCAUAGAGAGUGCGCCCCCCUGGCCUCACGAACCUGACUCCGCGGUAUGA
Molecule: messenger RNA, 5331 nt
Organism: Danaus chrysippus (African queen)
Lineage: Eukaryota; Metazoa; Arthropoda; Insecta; Lepidoptera; Nymphalidae
Source: the annotation of a GenBank genome assembly